Ostrea edulis (European flat oyster) is the source of this 560-nucleotide messenger RNA. RefSeq names its product keratinocyte-associated protein 2-like. The record is from RefSeq and is a predicted model, not a curated record. The coding region runs from base 71 to 475 and encodes 134 amino acids. The transcript has 5 exons. NCBI's taxonomy places the organism in Eukaryota, Metazoa, Mollusca, Bivalvia, Ostreida, Ostreidae.
GGGUCGUUAUACUCGUCUAACAACUUCCGAUCUGGGCCGGUUUUGGUACACGCAAGCAGAAUAAACGAACAUGGCCGUUAACAGUGGUACGUCCUGUGUUCUGUCCUUUACCAUGGCGCUGACAUCGUUUGCCGCUAUGCAGAUGUUUAAACAACAGUUGGCAGGGUCAGAGUACAUGACGAUCGUAGGCGGACUUCUUGGGAGCACCGUUUUCUUCUUCAUUCUUAUUGGAGUUGGUAAUUUAGAAAGCACAUUAUUUGGCAGUAACUUUCAAACCAAACUUUUCCCUGAAGUGCUUUUCUGCCUGGCUGUGUCCAUGUUUGCCUCUGCCUUGGUUCAUCGAGUUUGUGUCACCACUUGCUUUCUCUUCUCUCUGGUGGCUCUGUACUACAUAAACAAGAUCUCUUUGAAUAAGUACACAGCACCUGUUUCUGCAACUCCAGUCAAAGCCUCACAAAGCAAAAAGAAGAAGUAGAUUCUGACAUUUAAUGUUCAGUGUUCACUGUCAUCACAUAUUGUUACAGUCAUCUAUAUUUAGAAAUAAAGUUUUUUUAAAUGUA